AAAUGACACAUUUCUAAAUUUAAAAAUAAUUAACUUUAAAAUCUUCAUUUUACCCUUAAUGAGAAGCUUUUAUAACCAUAAAAAUAUCAUGGCCUCACAAACCUUUUACCUUUUAAGCAUUUAAGACCAUAAGUUUUAAAAGUCUUUUUUUUUUCAUAUACUCUGUGCAGAGUCAAACUACCUCAUCUAAAUUGAAACAAAGGGAGUACUUCAUCUAGAGAUGUUCACGGGAAACCAAAAAGUCGAUCCAAAUAAAAAACUGAAUCAAUAAAAAAAAUUGGUUUGAUUUGGUUUUAUUGUAAAUUUUAAAAAGCAAAUAAUAUUUUGUUAUAGUUUUUGAUUUUAAGUAAAAAAUAAUCAAAAAAAUCAAACCAAACUAAUUAUAUAAAUACCUGGUUAAGAACUCUUCAAAUCCUAUUCAGUCUGAUUAGAUAUGUCACUGAAACAAAGUGAUUCCGUUCUGUCUCUGUUUUCUUUUCGGAUUCCGAGGAUGAGCCGGUCGAUCCUAACAUCAUUUAUGAGGAGCCGGACGAUGAAGCCUCCUCCUCAGAUAAAGAUGUCUCCGACGCUACUCUCCCGGCAAGAACAACUUUUUCUAUUGUGAUUUUUUUGGCGAGUUCGGUCAGGAGGGACAAAAGAGAGAUGCUUUCUAUCAGUCAAAAGUAGAUAUCGCCCCCCAUGCUCCCACGGUCCGCUUACCGAGGAAUAGAAAGGAAGGACUCGGGGCCAGAGCAAGUUGGGUUGGGGUAUAGAGCCGUAAGCGCGGUGGGGGGUAACAGAGGACGUGCUCGUACGGUUCAUAGAAGGAAUAUAUAUAUAUAUAUAUAUAUAUCACAUUAGAAACCUUUGACAACUGAAGCCCAUCUCCCCCUUUUAUUGAAAGUCCCAUUGUAGAAUCCCCACCUGCAUUCUUUAGCUAAUCCCCAAAUUCUUUAUAUAGUCAGUACUAAAUAUUCUUUAUUCCUCAGAUAUGUUGUUAAUUUCCUUAGGGUUUCUAUUUUAAGUACCUCUGUUCCUUCCUAUUUUCAUCUCACAUUAUUUUAGUCCAUAACUUGUUGAUUAUAGUCUAUUUUAUUCUUAAAAUUAUAUCAACAGAGCAGGGGCGAAGCUACAGUGUAGCAAGGUCAACUGACCACCCUUCGUCGAAAAAUUAUACUGUAUAUACAGGUAAAGAAUUUGAAUUUACACAUAUGUAAUACAUAUUGAACACCCUUGUAACAAAGAAAAGGCGUAGCCCAGUGGCAAAGGGUGGUCAAGAAAGCCUCACGAUCGCAGGUUCGAUCUCACCCAACACAAUUUGUGUUGCGUUUUAAUUUUUUUUUAAGACUAAACGACGCCACUGAAGUUUGGGGUUUGGAACUUUGAAGUUCUGGUUGCUCUCUCUCUCUCUCGGCGCUAUUCAGUAUUCACAACAGCUCCAUUACUCUAUUUUUGUGGGGGAGCAUUUGCGUUGUAUUCCUUAAUGUGUCGAUAUGCAAAAGUGAGUCUUAUCCCAAACCAGGAGCCAGAGGACAGAGAACUUUCCCAUUACAAUCUGGACAUACCAUCCAAUCAAUUUAGACGGGCUCAGAAGAUCAGACAUAAGUUGGAGAAGAGUAAAUUUGCAAAAUUUUUGCUCGUCUUCGCCGCCAUCCUCGGCACUUCUAUGGUUAUUGGAGAUGGAGUUCUCACUCCUUGCAUCUCAGUUCUCUCAGCCGUAAGUGGAAUAAAGCCUUUAGGGGAAGAUGCGGUUGUGGGUAUUUCCAUUGCAAUUCUGGUAGCUCUCUUCUGUGUUCAACGUUUUGGUACAGACAAAGUGGGAUAUUCAUUUGCUCCAGCCAUUUGCGUUUGGUUUCUAUUCAUAAGUGGUAUCGGUCUAUACAACUUGUUCAAGUAUGAUGUGAGCGUCUUACGUUCCUUUAAUCCCAAAUACAUUGUUGACUACUUCAAAAGAAAUGGUAGAAAAGGAUGGAUCUCUCUUGGUGGUGUUUUUCUCUGUAUUACAGGAUCCGAAGCUAUGUUUGCUGAUUUGGGUCACUUCAGUGUGCGGUCUGUUCAAAUAAGCUUCAGUUGCCUCGUAUUUCCAGCUUUGCUCUCUGCUUAUAGUGGACAAGCUGCUUACCUCUCAAAAUUCCCUGAAAAUGUUGAGAAUACUUUUUAUGACUCCGUUCCAGAUCCACUAUACUGGCCAACGUUUGUCGUAGCUGUUGCUGCGGCCAUUAUUGCAAGUCAAGCAAUGAUAUCUGGAGCCUUUUCUAUUGUUGCUCAGGCCCAAAGUCUAGGUUGUUUCCCGAGGGUGAAGGUAAUGCACACAUCUGCCAAAUAUGAGGGUCAGGUUUAUAUCCCUGAACUCAAUUACUUCCUCAUGGUUGCUUGUGUUCUAGUUACUCUCAGCUUCAAAACCACAGAAAAAUUGGGACAUGCUUAUGGUAUAGCUGUGGUUAUUGCUGAGAUCAUAACUACACAUAUGGUGACAUUAAUAAUGCUUGUCAUAUGGAAAAUCAGCAUUUGGUGGAUUACACUAUUCUACGUGGUGUACCUUUCCAUUGAAUCUACAUACCUAUCCGCUCAGCUGACAAAAUUCGUGCAAGGUGGUUAUCUGCCCUUGGCCUUUUCAGUCGUGCUCGUGCUCAUGAUGGGAACUUGGCACUAUGUUCAAAAACUUCGAUACCAAUUCGAGCUCAAUAACAAGGUGUCCAGCGACUACGUUAGGGACUUGGCCAAGAGUCCAGACAUCAAAAGAGUACCUGGGAUAGGAUUACUCUACUCUGAACUAGUACAGGGGAUUCCCCCUAUAUUUCCUCACUUCGUCUCCAAUAUUCCUUCCGUCCACUCUAUCAUAGUUCUGGUGUCAAUAAAAUCCAUCCCUAUCAGUAAAGUAGCAGUUCAGGAACGUUUUUUGUUUCGACAAGUUGAGCCUAGAGAAUACAAGGUGUUUCGAUGUGUUGUUAGGUUAGGGUACAAAGAUCAACUUGGGAAUACAGAGGACUUUGAAAACCAAUUGGUGGAAGAACUGAACAAAUUCAUCCAACAUGAACAUUAUAUUCGUGGAGCGCAUGAUCAUCAAGGUGCAGAUAGAGAAGUUGAACCAGUAAUAUCUGACCAAAUACAAUCGGAAAACUCAUCCAGGAUCCACAUGGAGGACGAUCUGCAGCAACAAGUAGAUUCAACUCAAAUACAAAUGGUGUCCCCGAUUUCGGAAGAAGAAGAGAUGCAGUUUGUGACAAAAGCUAAGGAGCAAGGGGUGUUCUAUCUCUUGGGAGAAGCAGAAGUGGUGGCUAAACAAGAUUCGUCAUUCGUGAAGAAAUUUUUUAUCAACAAUGCUUAUAAUUUCUUGCGCAAGAACUUCAGGCAAGGGGAGAAAGUUAUGGCAAUUCCUCAGAGUAGGCUGCUAAGGGUCGGCAUGACUUAUGAAUUAUAAUUGUGAAUCAUAGAGCGAAAUUAUACUAACAUGUGCUCGCGUAACGAACAAUAAUACUAUGAUUUCUGCUCUUUGUAUAUUUCUAUUUUUUUAUCCUUUAAUAAUGUAUGCAAGCUUUCAGCUUGAGUAAUUGUAAUUGUACUUUCAGACUUAAAAGAUGUUAGAUUAGUACGCCAAUCAGAUACUUUGUGAUUCAAGGCAGAUACUUUCUAUUGAAAAUUUCAUGCUUCAGAUUUUA
Messenger RNA from Nicotiana attenuata, 3638 nucleotides. Its product is annotated as potassium transporter 5-like. Gene Ontology annotation, biological process: potassium ion transmembrane transport. The record is from RefSeq and is a predicted model, not a curated record. Bases 1463 to 3400 code for a protein of 645 amino acids. The transcript is spliced from 7 exons. Lineage: Eukaryota; Viridiplantae; Streptophyta; Magnoliopsida; Solanales; Solanaceae. Gene Ontology annotation, cellular component: membrane. Gene Ontology annotation, molecular function: potassium ion transmembrane transporter activity.